Schistosoma margrebowiei is the source of this 1769-nucleotide messenger RNA. Lineage: Eukaryota; Metazoa; Platyhelminthes; Trematoda; Strigeidida; Schistosomatidae. The record is from the annotation of a GenBank genome assembly.
UGUAUAUCGUUAUAUUGGACGUGGCACGUCCUCUAAUGACCUUGUCUGCAUAUGCAUACAUUACGAACUAAGUGGAAAGUUGUUGCUGUUCAGUAAUCGUUUAUGUCAUGAAGUCUCUUCAGAAUUUCGAUGCUUUUGCAAAACCACUCAAAGACUUUCGUAUCAAAACGCUGUCUGGAGCUUUGGUUUCAAUAAUAAGUAGUCUAAUCAUCGGAAUUUUGUUCACAUCAGAACUUCUCUCGUUUACGCGCACACGGAGUAAGCAGGAGAUUAUUGUAGAUGUCAACCGUGGAGAAAAGAUGUCUAUCUACUUGGAUAUAACGCUAAACUUUAUCCCGUGCAGAUUUUUAAGCCUAGAUACAAUGGACACGACGGGUGCGCAGCAGCUAAAUGUUAUGCACGAAGUUUACAAAACUAGUGUUUCAGUUGAUGGCACUCCUUUAUCGGAUAGUGUUCGCCAUGCUGUAAAUGAUGCUUCGGCUAUCGCAACAACGAGAGAUCCCAAUUAUUGUGGCUCAUGUUAUGGGGCAGAGUCUCCUUCAAGGAAGUGCUGUAAUACAUGUGAGGAAGUUCAAAUGGCGUAUAAUGAAAUGCGAUGGGUAUUGGUAAAUAUUUCUGCAUUUGAACAGUGCCGAAAGGAAAACUGGAACGAGAUUAAACAAAAGAUAGGCAAUGAAGGUUGCAGAAUUCAUGGAAAUUUAACAGUUAAUCGAGUUGGUGGGGCGUUUCAUAUUGCUCCUGGUCAUAGUUACACUGAAAAUCAUGCACACUUUCAUAGCUUUCAAAGUCUCGGUCCUGUUCAGUUCAACGUGUCUCAUUCAAUCGGGGAGCUUCGUUUUGGUGAUUCAUAUCCUGGUCAAGUUAAUCCACUAGAUGGAACGAAAAUGGCGGUACAACCACAUUCCCAGAUGUUUAUUUACUACCUAAAACUGGUACCGACUAUGUAUACCGGCAUUAACCGAAAUGAAAGCACUGUGAUAACUAAUCAGUACUCUGCUACAUGGCAUUCAAAAGGUACGCCUCUAUCUGGUGAUGGUCAAGGAUUACCUGGUAUAUUUUUCAAUUAUGAAAUAGCCCCUUUACUUGUUAAAAUUACCGAAGAGAAAAAUAGUUUUUUAAGUUUCAGCUCCGUACAACAGAACUGUCUUGACGUUUGUGUUGAAGAUUCGGACUUUGGUGUUAGCUGACAGAUAGUUGAUAUGAGUUCCAUACGCUAUUCAACUGUAUGAAUGCAGCCCUUACUUUCCCAAUACUCGCCUUUGUAUCUGCAUCAAAUCCGUCUUGUUCAUCGAUGAUGCUGCCCAGUUUUAAAUCUAUCCACUUUUUUUCCAGGUCAUUUAUACAUUUCCUGACAAAUACAUGUGCAAUUGUUGGAGGAGUAUUUACAGUGGCGAGUCUUCUGGAUGCAUUCAUUUAUCACUCUACAUGUAUAUUACGUAACCGUCACCAUAGAAAUUAACAUUAUUAAAUGUACAAUUCUUUUGUAAUUUAUUUGUUCUCUACGUUCUUUCUUAUAUUUAUUCGUCAUUCGUUCUAUUUUCUAACAUUCUAAUUUGUGUUUAAGAAACUGGUUUGUUGUGAACAUUGCGCGAUUCCUCAUGUCUUUCGACCCCCACUAUUUGCUUUUUUUUCUUUAUGUGUAUACAUCGGUAUCAAUAUAGUGUAUGUGAUUUCUUUUUGAAAAUCCAUUUACUAUGAGCCUAGCAUUCUUUUUUGUGAUAAUUGGUUUCGUAAAAUGUACAAAUAGAGUUAUUGCAACGAACAUACAA